This is a messenger RNA of Kuraishia capsulata CBS 1993, 1032 nucleotides long. RefSeq lists its product as uncharacterized. Bases 1 to 1032 code for a protein of 343 amino acids. Lineage: Eukaryota; Fungi; Ascomycota; Pichiomycetes; Pichiales; Pichiaceae. Gene Ontology annotation, biological process: activation of GTPase activity; negative regulation of septation initiation signaling. The record is from RefSeq and is a predicted model, not a curated record. Gene Ontology annotation, cellular component: mitotic spindle pole body. Gene Ontology annotation, molecular function: GTPase activator activity. The transcript has a single exon.
AUGUCUGACAUACGCCUCGAAAGACACACACACAGCGCUACAAAUAUGCACAGUCGCCAGCUCAACCGCAAGAUUUCAUUGCUAUCCUCGAACGACAGAAGGAUACGGAAGAAGGACGCCCUGGAAAAGUUUAUAGAAAGCCACCAGACGCUGGUAAUUACGGGACUUUCGCAGCUACGACAUAACAUCCUGAUCGAAGGUCUGGCCAAAGAUGACAGCGGAUUUUGUCCAUACAGAGUGUACGUGUGGUCGAUCUUGCUGCGGAUACCCCCAAUGAAGGCUCAGACCUAUGUUGAUCUCGUCAAGGCUGGAAAGUCCAAAUCUUUCGACAAGAUACUGAACGAUAUUCACAGAACUCUCAAGGGAGACAAAUUGCUGGAGACCCGGGUAAGCAGCGAGAUGUUGACCCGGUGUCUGAACUCUCAUGCCCUCCAAAUAGAGGCCAUUCAACACUCCGGCAAAAACCACCAAAACCUAUCUCCAUACGUCCAGGGAAUGAACAUUCUGGCAGCGCCAUUUCUCUGUGCUGCCAAGAGCGAGCCGGAGGCGUUUGCUUUAUUUUCCGGAUUGUUGACUCGAUAUAUCCCCAUGUACGUGGUGCCCACUUUGACCGGUGUUCAUACUGGUGUCAAGCUGGUUGAUAAAUGCUUGGAGAUCGUCGAUCCAAAACUUUCGCAAUUUCUGCAAAGUAAGCUGUUACAGGCAGAAAUCUAUGCUUUGCCCUCAAUUCUCACUCUGUGCGCUUGCACCCCUCCCCUGGUUGAGGUCUUGGAGCUGUGGGACUUUCUCUUUGCAUAUGGCUGCCAUAUGAACGUUCUUCUGGUGAUCGCCCAAAUGAUACUAAUGAGAAGCAAGCUUCUUGCUUCCAAGAACCCUAUGACAUUGCUCAGAGAGUUUCCCCCUUUGCAGGCUAAGGAGGUGAUCAAACUGGCUAUCAGCUUUCUGCCGUUAAUUCCAGAUAGUCUGUACGAGCUUCUAUGCAAACAUACACAUGAUCCGACAGUUGGAAAUAGACUCAAGGACCUUGAAUGA